AUGGUAGCAUCUGAGCCGCCGGAAAGUGGCCUUGGGCAGCCGUCCACCCUCCCACCACAGGAGUGCCUCUGGCCCAUCCGGGCGGACCAGCAACCCGAGGUGGUUCACACGGUAGAGGAGUUUCUAGAGAUCUUGCAGAUGCAGCGGCACCUGGAACGAGUAGUUGUCUUGCCCAACGGCAUCGAGCUACUUGGCCAGACCCGCGCGCUGCCAGAAGAGCUUUGUCAAGCAAUUGCUGGGUCGCUCGGUGUCCGGGACGUGCUAGGGCGUCUCGGAAAGCAAGCUGCAGCUCACUUCAGAGCUCGGCUCUGGCACUACAGCGCCCGCAGCAAGGAAAAAGAGAUCAAGGUGCCCAAAUCUCGGUCUCCUCCAGAUGGAAUGGACAAGAAAAGCCUAGCUGCUCUCCAGCAGGAGUUCCUGGCCCAGGAAAGAGAAGGCAAAGUCAAGUCUGAUGCACCCCUAUACAUCUCUGAGCUUCGAUGGCAACGCAAGGUCUCGCAUCCGCUCAAUCCGAAUGAGUGGGUGAAAACAGCCACCAGCUGCGACGUUUUUGACGUUACACCAUUUUCCAAGCAGAUGCCACUCUGGGAAAGGUCCGAGGGUGGCAUCUUCGUGGGUGAGCGUGGUGCUGGCUCAGGGUUACAUGUUGAUCAGUGCCUCUGGUCCAAUGUGGGUCGGAAUUGGUGCGGGUUCAAGCUAUUUGCACUGUGGCCUUGGUCGGAAAGGCAUCGGAUACUGGACGAAGCUGGCAAAGGUGCGAUUUUCCAUCCUCCACUGACAAAGAGAGAGGAGGACUUCCUCAGCCGUGCCAAAACGGUCGCUCUAGUUGGGCCUGGAGACGUCUGGGUCUUCAGUGGUGGACAGCCUCACACAGCCAUGUGUGUGGGAGACGGUGUAAACGUUUGUGCAUACGAGCCGGGCCGUCCAGCUGCGCUGCUCCUGAUUCUGCUGACUUUGUUGACAGCUUGGAGAUCUGCAUGUAAGACAUUAGGCAUGCUUGAACCUUUGCACAGCGUUGACGUAUCCGCAGUUGUUCGGCUCCUGACUCAUACUUCCCACUGCUCGCUCACGACUUCCAGCAUUUGGCCUCAGAGAGGGAAAUGA
Symbiodinium sp. CCMP2592 is the source of this 1104-nucleotide messenger RNA. NCBI's taxonomy places the organism in Eukaryota, Dinophyceae, Suessiales, Symbiodiniaceae. The record is from the annotation of a GenBank genome assembly.